Molecule: messenger RNA, 1702 nt
Organism: Dicentrarchus labrax (European seabass)
Lineage: Eukaryota; Metazoa; Chordata; Actinopteri; Moronidae
Gene: serp2
Product: stress-associated endoplasmic reticulum protein family member 2
Exons: 3
Coding region: 94-291 (65 amino acids)
Biological process (GO): endoplasmic reticulum unfolded protein response
Cellular component (GO): endoplasmic reticulum
Source: RefSeq, a predicted model, not a curated record
GGGGGUUUGGUUGCUGUCGACAGCCCUGCAGCCCUAUAGAUAAAUAAAGCAAGCCCCCCUCAUUUAUCCCGGGUUAAAUAACCGUGCCGGAAGAUGGUGGCCAAGCAGAGGAUCCGCAUGGCCAACGAGAAACACAGCAAGAACAUCACGCAGAGAGGAAACGUGGCCAAGACGCUGCGACCACAGGAGGAGAAGUAUCCUGUGGGUCCCUGGCUGCUUGCCCUCUUUGUAUUUGUUGUGUGUGGAUCAGCCAUAUUUCAGAUCAUCCAGAGCAUUCGAAUGGGGAUGUGAUCCAGAAGGAGCCUCCAGAGACUCCCGUCCCCGUCCUCCUCCUCCUCCUCCUCCUCCUCCUCCUCCCCCCUCAUGCCCUCACUGAGCCUGGCUACCUGCACCUGCACACCCCCCUCCUGCUCCCCCGGCCCAGAGACUGACGCCAAAGCUUCGGAUCCAACAGACCUCAGAAAGAGAGAGAGAGAGAGAAGCUCCCCCCCCCAACUUCCUCUUCCUCCUCCACCACCUCCUUUACCUCCUCUUCCUCCUCGGGACGUCUCCCCGCCCUCGAUCAGCGUUUACAGUGUUGCAGUCUGUGGUACUGACAGCUUUUCUAUGGACAGUCUGAAACCACGCCGGCACGAGAACAUGUGUCUCAUUGCUCACUCGGCACCUUUAUGUGUGUGUGUGUGUGUGUGUGUGUGUGUGUGUGCGCGGUGCAGUGAUUCCUGCUGACUAUGUGCCAUAUCCGUCUGUUUAAGUAUUCGUCUGUGUUAUGUGAGAAGAAUCUUUUUUCAAAUAAAUGUGGAGCAUUUAGGAAGCGCCCAGUUUCACUUCUGAUGCUUCUGUAGACUCGCUGCUGUUUGUUGGGGUUCGAAUACUUAACACACAGGAUAUAAUAACUUUACAAAAUGACUCAUGAAAAACACGGUUUUAACUAUAGUUUGUUAAUUAUUAAGUUUGUAACCACAGCUGCUGAAUUUCUGAUAACUUAUAACAAAACAGUAAUAAAAACUGUUCAGCCUCGUCUAUAUUAAGAUAGAAAUGCACUUUAAUGUGGCAUAUAGGGGAGGUUUUUAGAUUAUUAAACAGUCCUAAACCAGACCAACAUUUCCGAUUAAAGUUGCCUUGAAAUGUAAUUUAACACUUAUUAUAGAGAAUAAUCAGCUUGUUUUUCACUUAAAACCAGGAAAACAUCCUUUAUUAUGUUAUUUGUUUCAAUAAUUCAAUCAAGUGGUGCCAAAUUACACACAAACCUCCUAUGAAAUUUAAGCCUUUAGCUUUUAUUUUAGUUCUUAGUUGAAGCUUGAAUAAAUUAAAUAAGAUUAAAAAGGUCACGCAGUUGCAGCUUCAAACCAAAACACCACUUGUGCUGCACAGCUUUUUAAAUCUGGCUGCUAACACAAAGAGGGUUCAACAACCUCGAUGGUGCAGGCUCUUCACACCCUGCGUGGUCUCACACACUCAGACAGACAGACAGACAGACAGACAGACAGACAGACAGACAGACAGACAGACAGACAGACAGGAGGCGGCGGAGCAGCUGGUUAUUCUUCUUUAAGCAUGUUUAUUGAAAGUUGUGAAGUGCAGCUGUCAAGUGCAAUUGUGGUAAGUAUGUUACAAUAUCUCAUCCGGUCUUUUUUUUCUUCAGCAGAAACAUGCACAGAAACAUGAGCAUACAACUGAUACACAGAAUGAAAAAGAAAAAACA